Molecule: messenger RNA, 2706 nt
Organism: Pediculus humanus corporis (human body louse)
Lineage: Eukaryota; Metazoa; Arthropoda; Insecta; Psocodea; Pediculidae
Product: DNA topoisomerase 3-alpha, putative
Exons: 12
Coding region: 1-2706 (901 amino acids)
Biological process (GO): DNA topological change
Cellular component (GO): nucleus
Molecular function (GO): DNA binding; zinc ion binding; DNA topoisomerase type I (single strand cut, ATP-independent) activity
Source: RefSeq, a predicted model, not a curated record
AUGACUAUAUUAAAUGUUGCCGAAAAAAAUGAUGCAGCUAAAAAUAUUUCAUUCUUUUUAUCCAAAGGAAGUGCUCGUAAGCGGGAAAGCCUUUCGGUAUAUAAUAAAAUAUAUGAAUUCGAAUUUAAACUCUUUAAUCAAAAUUGCAAAAUGGUUAUGACUUCUGUCUCGGGACAUUUAUUAAAUUAUUGUUUUCCUCCAACUCAUAAAAAUUGGAGUACCACGGAUCCUAGUUCUUUGUUUACAGUACCAGUGAAUAAAUUUUGUGCCAAAGAGAAUUUUAAAACUCAGAACAAUUUAAAAAAUGAAGUAAAAUAUUGUGACACUUUGAUUAUAUGGACAGAUUGUGACAGAGAAGGAGAAAAUAUCGGUUUUGAAAUUAUUGAUGUUUGUAAAAAAGUCAAACCUAAUAUUAAAAUUUAUAGAGCAAAAUUUUCUGAAAUUACAUCUGCAUCGGUUAUGAGAGCGAUUAAUAAUUUAGAAAUGCCGAAUAAAAGUUUGAGUGAUGCUGUCGAUGUUAGAAUGGAAUUAGAUUUGAGAAUUGGAGCUGCAUUUACAAGAUUUCAGUCACUGUACCUUCAAAAAAAAUUUCCUGAUAAUUUCAAAUCGACUGUUGUAAGUUACGGAAGCUGUCAAUUCCCUACAUUAGGAUUUGUCGUCGAAAGAUUCAAAAAUAUUUCUCAAUUUAUAUCUGAGCCUUUUUGGAGAAUUGAGGUUAAAGACAAUUCGAAUAAAAACUUGAUUGUGGAUUUUAAUUGGGAGAGAAAUCGUAUGUUUGAUAAAUCUUGUUGUGAGGUUUUAUAUGACAAAUGCAUUGAAAGCAAUUUGGCAAAAGUGAUAAAAGUUGAUAGCAAGCCUAAAUCAAAAUACAGACCUAAACCAUUAGAUACAGUGGAAUUAGAGAAAUUAGCUUCGAAAAAAUUAAAAAUUAAUGCUAAAUUAGCUUUGAAAACUGCAGAAAAACUUUACACUCAAGGAUAUAUAUCAUAUCCUAGAACAGAAACAAAUAUUUUUCCCAAAGAAUUAGAUUUAAGGCCGUUAGUUCAAAGGCAGACCACAGAUUCCAACUGGGGAGAAUUUGCUCUCAAAGUUCUCGUUGAUGGACCAAAUCCCAAUCAAGGUACGAAAUCAGAUCAAGCUCACCCUCCCAUUCACCCAAUUAAAUACGCGAGCAAUUUGACAGGGGUGGAAAAAAAUAUUUACGAACUCAUCGUAAGGCAUUUUUUGGCAUGUUUGUCAAAGAAUGCCGAAGGAAUAGAGACGGCGGUUGAAAUAGAUCUCGCUAAUGAAAUCUUUACAGCCAAGGGGCUUAUGAUAACUGCCAGAAAUUAUCUCGAUGUUUAUCCUUACGACGUUUGGAACGCGAAAGAAAUUAACUUAUAUAAUGUGGGAGAUGUUUUUAAACCUGCCGUAUCACUUGUCGAAGGUAAAACAAACCCUCCGGAACUUUUAACGGAAGCUGAUUUGAUAGCAUUAAUGGAGAAGCACGGAAUAGGCACCGAUGCCACUCAUGCAGAUCACAUUGAAACAAUAAAAGCAAGAUUUUAUGUCGGAUUAAAAAAUGAUAAAUAUUUUGUACCUAGAACUUUAGGUAUGGGUUUGGUCGAAGGAUACAAUAAUGUCGGUUUCGAAAUGGCCAAACCUAAUUUGAGAGCAGAAUUAGAAGCGGAUUUAAGCAGCAUAACAAGAAAUGAAAAAAUGCCACAAGAUGUAUUAAACAAACACAUAAACAAAUAUAAAAAUAUUUUUGAAGUUGUUAAAACGAAUUCGAAAAAUUUAUUUGAAAUCAUUAACUCUUACAUUCAAGGUAAUAAUCCUAUAUCGUCGGAAAAAGAAAAUAAUGUACCUAAAUCUCCGAUGAAUUGUCGGGAAUGUGGGAAUCCGAUGAUAAAAGAAAUAAAAAAUAAUAAAAUAUCAUUUUCAUGUUCGAACAAAUCUCAAUGUUUAAACGUUAUUAAUAUUUCAAAUACGGUUAAAGAUGUAGAAAUAACAAAUGACUCUUGUCCAAAGUGCGGAUCAAAUAGUAAAUUAUUAAAAUUUAAUUUUAAAAAUAAAAAUAAAAAUCGUUCGGUGAAAGAUAUCGGAUGCCUCAACGGAUGCGAUAAAAAUUUAUUAAACGUUUUGGUGGAUAAUAAUUCAAAUAACGGAUCUAAUACAGAAGAAAGAACGCAACAGCAACAGCAUCAGCAGCAGCAGCAAAGGACGUUUAAUAAUGUCGGAGAUAUCACAUUUCCAAGCGUCAGUGAUAUUUUCGACAGCGGAAUCGGUUUUUCUCCCGAAAAUAUUCCCCAGAUCUCUUCUUCUUCUUCAUCUUCUUCUUCAAACAAUGAUUUGUCGAUUCCCAAAUGUUUUUGUCAAUUACCAGCCAUAUCAAGAGUCGUUACGAAAUUGGGUCAAAAUCACGGGAAACUUUUUUACACGUGCAACAAUCAAAACAUUUCAAACAAGUGUAAUUUUUUUCAAUGGGCUUUACCGGAUGGUCAAACCGGAAAUCACGCGAAUAACAACACAAGGGAAAAAACUACCAAGAAAAAUGUCAAAUCCACCGUUUCGAAAACUAAAGAUACUAACGUUGUCAAAUGUCAUUGUUCUGUCUCAACUAAAAAGUGUGUGGUAAAUAAGGAAGGGCCAAAUAAAGGAAAAUCAUUUUUCGUUUGCGGUAAUAAAAAUAUCGAUGGGAAAUGUAAUUUUUUUAAGUGGGCGUAA